CACAAACCGGGAAAAAUCGCUAAAAGUGGUUUUGCAUCAAGCAAAAGACUUCAAUCCAGCCAUUUUACGAAGAAGAAAAGAUAAAUAUUUUUCAAUACUAGUAUAAUAAAAGCUUUAUUACAAAUUAUCUUUCAAUUUUAUUCUUUUGCAAAAAAAAAAUGCAGGAAAAAAUAAUUUAAUGUUAGACUUAAAAUGACUUGACGGUUAAUGAUUUUCGUGCUAUAUUUAGUAAUUUUCUACUUUGACAAACAUAAAAUCUUUACAUAUAUAAAAUCUUUUAAAUUUCUUAAAAUAAUUCAAUUAAUAAGGUAAUUAUUUGGCAAAUAAAAGACUAAUAGAAAGAUUUCUCCACUUUUGUUCACAGAUACCGCAAGUACGCAACGUUCACAAACGUCUACGAAAUCAUCAAUAAAACAAACGUCCACGACAUCUCCAUUGGCAUCGACGUCAAUGUGGUCAACGAGUUUGAGAAUGUUGACUAGUAGUCCGAGUGAUGUGAUCAAGACAUCGUCGAGUGCACCAACGAAGAAGACAAAGAUGCCAAGGGUGACUUUGAAACUUAGAGAGAACGAAACGAUACCACAAAUGUACAUGAAGGCAGGGAUAGCAUCGUAUAAGAAAGGGAACAUCACUACGAGCGUGCUGGCACAUGGCCUAAGCUUGGAGGGGUUGAUCUUCAAAACGCCAGAAGGAACGAUAAAUCCAUGGCCGCAAAAGUGGUUCUUCACUGACUCCUCUUCUUCUGAUUUUCAAUGGAAGGGGUUAAACCAGAUGCCAAUAAGAAUUUACAUAGUUCUAGCAGUAUUCGCAGCUAUGGCAAGCAUCAGUAUUUCUUUGCUACUGUACGUGCAGCGAAAGGCCAUAAGACGCCAACGUCAGUGCAUUGAGGAAGCAGGAGUGGAGGGUCAUGAGGAAGACAAAUCAAUCUUGCUGGGUGUCCAGGAAACUGAGGAGAAAGAGUAAUCGUGAUUCUAUCACUGGAGAGUUAUGUAGCUCGUAAGACCCGCAUAUUUUUACAACACGUACUUAUGUCAGUUUAAAUUUAGGUAACUCGCGUGAAAACACUGAACAAAUCAUCAUUGAGAUAUUGGCAGUACCGGCUAAUAUUUUCUCAAUUUAUUUAAUCAAGUGCUGAUUACUGCGUUUUAAGGAAUUGACCGAUUAAAUAAUUAUCAUUCUCUUGUCUCGUUUUCCUCGUUGUUUGAAUUUUGCUUACUUUGCGUGCCCAAUUCUUCAGAGGAGAAUUAACCUUGACAAUAGUUUGAUAUGACGUGAAAUUUUCUCAAAACAUAGUUCUUAUAAGAAUUUUAUUUUUAAAUAAUUAUAUAACUAUAUAAUU
Molecule: messenger RNA, 1339 nt
Organism: Heterotrigona itama
Lineage: Eukaryota; Metazoa; Arthropoda; Insecta; Hymenoptera; Apidae
Source: the annotation of a GenBank genome assembly